This is a messenger RNA of Ceratitis capitata (Mediterranean fruit fly), 956 nucleotides long. RefSeq lists its product as uncharacterized. The transcript has 4 exons. The record is from RefSeq and is a predicted model, not a curated record. Gene Ontology annotation, cellular component: mitochondrion. Lineage: Eukaryota; Metazoa; Arthropoda; Insecta; Diptera; Tephritidae. Gene Ontology annotation, molecular function: ribosomal large subunit binding. Gene Ontology annotation, biological process: negative regulation of ribosome biogenesis; negative regulation of translation. The coding region runs from base 85 to 858 and encodes 257 amino acids.
GUCGCCAUAAAUCUAUUAUAUGUUCGUAAACAGCUGUUUCCGUCAACAAAGAGUUGAAACAAACAUUUAACCUAAAGUCAAAAGAUGUUGAAAUUAAAUCUUUUUCGGCUAAUUCAAAAACACCGAGGAAGUAUUCCAUUAUUACGAGCAUUUCAUCAUGAGUUUUCGCAAUCGGAGUCUAAACACGAAAAAGGUAGUAUAAAUGACAAAGUUAAACUUACCCCCGCUACUGAAGGUAGUCCCCCAUUCAAGCACAGUGUAGCCGGAGCAGUUAGUCAUAAGUAUCAAAUAUUCAACGACGAAGAUGCUACCGAAAUCUUUGAUGUUGAGGAAGAACGCUAUCGAUAUCAAACUGAACAGGAACCAAAACUAACUGAAUACGAGGAAUUUGUAGGACUGAACUUGAGACAUGGAAAGCACGGUGUGUUUGAUAUCGAGGAUUUAGUUGAAGUUUUACGCAAAGAGAGUGCCGAGGAUAUUUUUGUAUGCUCCGUACCUAAAGAUCUGAAAUAUGUAGACUAUAUGGUUGUGUGUAGUGGGCGCAGUUAUAGACAUAUGCUUGCCGUAGCGGAAUUCGUAAGACGAAUCUAUAAAAUAAAACGGAAUAAGGGAGAAGUGUUGCCAAAGAUUGAAGGAGAAAAGAGCCGUAAAUGGAUGGCGUUAGAUUUAGGUAACAUCGCUUUACACGUUUUCUCGCCAGAGGCUCGAGAAGAAUACGAUCUAGAAUCGUUAUGGGCAAUAGGAAUUGAGUAUGAUAAAGAAAGCCAUAAACCUGAAGAUCCACUUGUUGAACUAUUCAAAGAGCAUUCUAUACCUUUAGGUGAUACACAACCAAGGAAUAGUAGAUCCAAUUGUUAAUACGUUUAUAAUUGAGUUAAAAGAUUUUGUUUUAAUUAUACAGUAGUAGUAAACUUCGUUAGUACUAAAAUAUACAUAAUUACCAAAUUAUAAAAUUA